AUGAACGUCGUGGCUUUUCUCCGCCAUGGCCUGCGCCUUUUGGUGCCGCUCUCGGUAGCUUUCACUCUCUACCUCUACCUCUUCCCCGUCAUCCAAGGAUGCGCAUUCCCCGUCGAGUCGCGCGAUAGCCACGAGGCUUAUUCCCUUACAAAAAAGUUCCACUGGCCUUCGACGCCGACGGCCGACGAUAAUGCGAAGCUUGCGCCUUUUCGACUGCUUGCCCUGGGCGAUCCCCAGUUAGAAGGCGAUACAUCGAUUAUUACAAACUACUUGGGCACGUUUCCACAUAUCAAGUCUGCCUACAAGAAAGUGACUUUUCAGACGAGCCAUUGGUGCUUUCGUGAGAGAGUUAGACAGAUUAUCCAUGAUAUUGUUGAUGUUUUCAUGGAGGAUCUUCCUUACUGGCUCAUGUCGCAGCGCAAACGUGUUGAUCUAUGGGGCAACGACUUUUAUCUGGCGCAUAUUUAUCGUCAGGUAAACUGGUGGACCAAUCCUACCCACGUCUCAGUGCUGGGCGACCUUGUCGGUAGUCAAUGGAUCGACGACAAGGAGUUUGAGAAGCGAGGCCAACGGUUCUGGAACCGUGUGUUUAAAGGAACAGAGAGACUUUCGGACGAAUUGGCGAAAUACCCGAGUACCAAUCACACAAUAUCUGGAGUUUUGGAUGGUAGCGAGGAACAGAAAGCUUGGAAGAAGAGAAUGCUCAACGUGGCAGGAAACCACGAUAUUGGAUACGCUGGAGACCUGACAGAGGAGCGAUUGGAACGCUUUGAACGGGUUUUUGGAAAGACCAACUAUGAGCUUCGUUUUGAGCUGCCCAUUACAGAUCCUGAGACGAGAGCUACUCUGUACUCGGACGAAAACCCCGAUUCUACAAAAGUGAUGCCUCAGCUGCGCAUCAUUGGUGUCAACGAUAUGAACCUCGAUACACCGGCCAAGUCUAUCCCUCUUCAGGAUGCUACAUAUGGCUUUAUCAACGAUGUCAUCGGGACUUCAGGUGCAGUGCAGUACAAGGGAGAGUUUACGCUGAUCCUCACGCAUAUUCCUAUGUACAAGCCCGAGGGUAUCUGCGUUGACGCACCGCUCUUUGACUUUCACACUACUGCCGACGGCGGGGGUCUAAAGGAGCAGAACCAGCUCAGUGUUGAUGCCACCCGGGGUUUCUUGGAGGGCAUGUGGGGUAUGAGCGCAAAGAGCAAUGCUCCUGGCAAAGGUUAUGGUCGUCCUGGUCUGAUGCUUAAUGGUCAUGACCACGCAGGUUGCGACACGUACCACUACAUCAACCAAACAAACGGAACAGACCCUUCGCAGCGAUCAUGGCAAGUAGCUAGUUGGUCCGACGCCCAAGCGCAGCAAAUCCCAGGAAGCGAGGGUAUUCCUGGCCGACGCGAGAUCACGGUACGCAGCAUGAUGGGCGACUUUGGUGGGAAUGCUGGUCUGUUGAGUCUAUGGUUUGACCAAGAAACCUGGGAGUGGAAGUUCGAGUACGCCACGUGCCCCCUUGGAAAUCAGGUCUUUUGGUGGUUCACACAUAUCUGGGAUGUAUGCGUGAUGGUCUGGGUGGUGCUGUACGCCGUACUUUCGAAUCUUGAGACUCGUGGUGUUGACGUUGAUGGUUGCGCUGCGAGAACGUGGGACUAUGUGCUUCGGAGACGAGAGAAGAAACCUAUUGCGAAGAAGUAA
Molecule: messenger RNA, 1683 nt
Organism: Fusarium poae
Lineage: Eukaryota; Fungi; Ascomycota; Sordariomycetes; Hypocreales; Nectriaceae
Exons: 1
Coding region: 1-1683 (560 amino acids)
Biological process (GO): GPI anchor biosynthetic process
Cellular component (GO): endoplasmic reticulum
Source: RefSeq, a predicted model, not a curated record